Arabidopsis lyrata subsp. lyrata is the source of this 264-nucleotide messenger RNA. RefSeq lists its product as uncharacterized. The record is from RefSeq and is a predicted model, not a curated record. NCBI's taxonomy places the organism in Eukaryota, Viridiplantae, Streptophyta, Magnoliopsida, Brassicales, Brassicaceae.
AUGAUUCAAAACCCUAAAUUGAGCGAUUCAAAUCUUGGAUCGUCCGAGGGAAGUAAACACCAAAAUCGCAAAAAGGAAGGAACUCACCGACUGAACUUGAGAGCAAUUGAUAAAAUCGAUGAUCCAACUGAAGCAGAAAGGACAGAGAACCUAAGAAGAAGCGGAGGAGCAAAAACCCUACAAGCUGAAACAUUUGCGUGUCAUGCGACAGAUAACGCUCCUAGUGCCCUUAUCUACCUGCAAUUGCAAUUUGCAAUGCAUUAA